GGCAGUAAUUUUAUCCGAUGGUUGUUGACUUGAUGAUUUGUCGUUAAUGGUGGGAUCCAAUUUUGUUCGGACAAGAAAUGGAAUGCUUUGGGUAAUCUUUUUCCUCAACCGCUUUCCCUCUCCUUUACGCCAUUCCCUUCUCCCUCUUUCUCCCUCCCUCCCGCUCGCGUCCGCUAUUUUCCCGGCGUCCAUUCCGACGACUAAAACCCGGCAACACCCCCUCGCCGUCGACUGCUCAACCAGUCAACUCCAAAGGAAAAAAAAACUGAACCAGAUUGAUUGAUUGGUCGCAUGGAGCUCGUUCGCCACUGCUUAUGCACCCAUGACCGAGGCUUCUCUGCGCAAGCCUGCGACCUUUGCGGGCCCGUUUUUUUCCCGCAGUCAACUCAGGUCCAGCCGGAAUCACCGGGUUUUCACGGAGAAGGCGCCGGGGAUAGAGAAUUGGCGCCGAGUUAUCAGAAUUUCCGGAGCUUGAUCACUUCUGCAGCUUCCCUUUGUCUUACCGUGCUCUUCGUGAUCGUUGGCGCCUUAAUCGGUGGUGUAUUUGGAGCAUUAGCUGGUUGGGCUGCUAAAAGCGGCAUCCUUAGAGGAGCAGGACUGUGCACCAUUGCAGGGGCAGUACUCUCCUUAGAAGCUCUGGAGGCUUCUCAUGCCUAUUGGUGUCCGGACUGCUCUGGCUCACAACACAGAACAUCUUCUUUGUUGUUUUUCAGGCAAAUUUCAUUAAAGAGCUUCUCCAUCAUAGGUUUGUUGAUGAUCAGUUCCAGCAUCCUGCGGCGCCACGAACUAAUGGUCAUCAGCAGGGGAGUAUUAGCCCAAGUAACGAUGACGUCCACGAGGUGAUCGACUCCUACAGUGAGUUGCCAUUAAGAGGGUUGUCAGGGGAUUCACUUAACAAUCUUCCUUCUCAUGUCUUGACAAGUGAGGUGAAAGCUGGAGAUAACAUCUGUUGCACAAUAUGUCUGCAGGAUAUCGGAGUAGGGGAAACUGCUAGGAGCUUGCCACACUGCAACCACAUGUUCCAUUUGAGCUGCGUCGACCAGUGGCUAGCGGGCCACGCUUCCUGUCCUGUGUGCCGAAGAAACGUUUAAGCUAGGCUGCCUUGUCACAUUUUGGGUUACUUUAAACUGUGUAAAAUAUUUGUGUCGAAGAAUACUGGAUAAUAAUUAUAGUACCAAAAAUUAACAAGAGUACAGACAAAUUAACAAGAGAGACCUAGUUACAUAAGGAAGCUAGCUACUAAGAUUGACAAAAGUCAUAACUGAAAAAACAGUUGCUGAAACUAUAUUUUAGAAACCAUUUAUUUGUUGCGACUUGUGAAUUCAACUCUCCUUUGUCCUUUGAACUUUGAAGGCACCAAUCACGGAGAGAAAAAUGAAGACACCAACCGUUUAGUAAGAAUAUUUGUGAAAUAUAUGUGUUGUACAUUUUCAAGA
Cuscuta epithymum is the source of this 1436-nucleotide messenger RNA. The record is from the annotation of a GenBank genome assembly. NCBI's taxonomy places the organism in Eukaryota, Viridiplantae, Streptophyta, Magnoliopsida, Solanales, Convolvulaceae.